AUGGUAAACGUUCCUAAGACCUUCUGCAAGAAAUGUGGGAUGCGCCAACCCUACAAGGCGACACGGUACAAGAAGGGCAAGCAUUCUCUGUAUGGCCAGGGAAAGCAGCAUUAUGACAGGAAACAGAGUGGCCAUGGUGGGCAGACUAAGCCGAUUUUCCACAAAAAGGGUAAAACUACAAAGAAGAUUGUGCUGAGACUGGAGUGUGUUGAGCCCAACCACAGAUCUAAGAGGAUGCUGGCUAUUAAGAGAUGCAAGCAUUUUGAAUUGGGAGGUGACAACAAGAGAAAGGGCCAAGUGAUCCAGUUCUAAGCCGAUUUUGUUAUGAAGACAAUAAAAUCUU
This is a messenger RNA of Mastomys coucha (southern multimammate mouse), 343 nucleotides long. Its product is annotated as 60S ribosomal protein L36a-like. Gene Ontology annotation, molecular function: structural constituent of ribosome. The coding region runs from base 1 to 312 and encodes 103 amino acids. The record is from RefSeq and is a predicted model, not a curated record. Gene Ontology annotation, biological process: translation. Lineage: Eukaryota; Metazoa; Chordata; Mammalia; Rodentia; Muridae. Gene Ontology annotation, cellular component: ribosome; cytosolic large ribosomal subunit. The transcript has a single exon.